This is a messenger RNA of Zymoseptoria tritici IPO323, 684 nucleotides long. RefSeq lists its product as uncharacterized. The record is from RefSeq and is a predicted model, not a curated record. The transcript has a single exon. Lineage: Eukaryota; Fungi; Ascomycota; Dothideomycetes; Mycosphaerellales; Mycosphaerellaceae. Bases 1 to 684 code for a protein of 227 amino acids.
AUGGGAAGCCGACGAUUAGCCGAAGACUUGUUGAAAAUUCCCGAGCAACAACCCGACAUCGACAAGAAUCAAAAAGUUCGCAUCUUCGAAGGCUCCCUCGACGACAAGCAAUUACUCUCCCACUGCAUCGAAGGCACGAGAGCCGUCUUCGUUGCCAUCGCAGUGAAAGGCAACCAGCCGGGUCUGACUAUCGCUCAAGAUACCGCCCACCAUGUCAUUGCGGCGAUAAAGAUGUUGCAGUCCUCGCAAGGCCUCCCGAAACUCAUCAUCCUCAGCUCGGCUUCGACAGACCAUCGGCUGAUGACGGCAGUACCUCAUUUCCUCCUCGACACACUCUACUGCACAUGCUCUUAUAUAUACGACGAUCUCAAAGCCGCCGAAAAGAUCUACCGUUCCGAAGACGCUUGGUUGACUGCCAUCUUCAUCAAGCCGGGUGCCUUGUCGAACGAUGCUCAGAAAGGACAUAAACUCAGCACGGAGGUCGCCAAGUCCCCUGUCAGCUUCUUGGACCUCGCUGGAGGAAUGUUGGACAUUGCGAGCCAAGACGGCGAUCGGUACGACUGGAAAGGCGUGGCCGUCAAUGCAGCGAGCGAUAACGUUGCGUUCCCUUGGGAGGCACCUUUCGUGUUGAGCAAAGGUUUCAUCAUUCACUUUCUGCCUUGGGCGUACAAAUAUAUAGGCUAG